AUGGUGGUGGUUAAAAUAGAUGAAAUCUUGAAAAACGCAAAACAUACAGAGAGGAAGGGAGCGGACAAGGAUAAAGAGAGAGGGUUGGACAGGAAAAGCGAUGGGGAGGGGAAAAUUGGGUCGGGGAAGAGGAUGCGAUGCGACAGAGAGAUGGAGAAAAUGGAAGUUGGGGAGUGGUUUCUUUCGAGAGCGCAUGAUUAA
Messenger RNA from Prunus armeniaca (apricot), 201 nucleotides. The record is from the annotation of a GenBank genome assembly. Lineage: Eukaryota; Viridiplantae; Streptophyta; Magnoliopsida; Rosales; Rosaceae.